CACCCGUGCUGUAGCGGACGAGAGGUGACGAUUGAAGCGAGCGGUCGUCGUGCGUCGUCGGUGGUGUUUCGUUGACGUGUGUCUUUAUGUUUUGACCCAGGAUGUCUUCUUCCUCGCCGACCGACACAUCAGAGAGGAAGGAGGAGCAAUCCACGAUGCUGCAACAACUCUGGGCUGCCGUCAAGACGAAUGCCCUGUGCCACACGUUCUUCACUUUGGUGUUUCUAUCAAGCGGCCUUGUGCUCAAUGUAUUCCAGCUGGUCGUCUACUGCCUGGUGCGGCCCUUCUCACGGCACUGGUAUCGCCGCAUCAAUUACUACCUGAUCUACGCCUCCUGGGCACAGGUGGUGGCCAUGGCUGAGUGGUGGUCUGGGAGCCGCAUCAAAGUGUGGGGCACAGAUGAAGACCUGGACGCCCUCCUCAAGGAUCACCACAUGUGCGUCAUGAAUCACUCCUACGAAGUUGACUGGCUGGUCUGCUGGAUGGUCUGCGACCAGUUCAAGAUGCUUGCGAACGCAAAGACCUUUGCCAAGAAGUCAUUGAUGUACGUUCCUAUCAUUGGCUGGAACUGGGCCUUGUCAGAGCAGAUUUUUCUCGAGAGGAGCUGGGAGAAGGACUCUCAGACCAUCGGCGGGAAGCUGGACAAGCUGCUAGAAUACAAGGACAAGAUCCUGCUAUUGAUGUUCUCGGAAGGAACUCGGUUCAACAAGGCAAAGCACGAACUCAGCCUGGAGUUUGCGGCCAAGAAAAACUUGCCCAAGUUGAAGCACCACCUGCUUCCAAGGCCCAAAGGCUUCGUGUACUGCACACGCCACUUCAAGGAGAGAGGUUGUUCGGCUCUGUAUGACGUGCAGGUGGGCUUUCGUCACUCCCCUAACCCGCCCACGAUCAAGUCUGUGCUCAAUGGCCGCCCAUUCCUGGCUGAUCUUUAUUUCCGAAGGGUACCACUUGACAAUGUGCCAACGGACUCUGAUGAGGAGUGCACCAAGUUUCUUUACGAUCUCUAUGUUGAAAAGGACAACGAGAUGGACGACUACCUCAAGACGGGCAAGUUCCCCGGAACUGUCAGGGAGUUUCCAGUGCGGAUCUGGCCGCUCUUUGUUCUGUGCUUCUGGAGCCUGAUAGCUGCAGUGCCCUGCCUGUACGCCUUCUACGCCGUCCUCACCAGCGGCAGCACGGUCACUGUGGUUGCCUUUUCCACAUUCAUUGCCCUGUUGCUCUCCGUUCUUCACUGGAUGGUCGGUUUAUCAGAGAUUAAAAAGAGCUCGACGUACGGGAUCACGAACCGUGCUGCUUCAGGGGCGGACGGUGAGAAGCCACUUGCGAAUGGUGACUUCAGCAGAAAGGAUCCAGUCAUCCGAAGUUCAUCGUAAGGUGUGACAUGAAAAGACUUAAAAAACAUGCUUCACCUCUGUCAUGUGAACACAUGCAUCAUAGAGAUUUGUGGUGCGAAAAACCUUCCUUUGUGAUGUCCUUCCGUCUUUGUUAUUCCUUCUUGUGUGUCAAGUACAUCUCUUGCUGAUUUGAGUCAUUAUGUCCAACUCAGGUAGUACACUGCUUGUUUUAGCAACCUGUAGGUUUUUUUCCUUGAGGCAUAGUAAGUGAGUACUGUGUCACAUUCAGGCAAAUUUGAGAGGAAUGGUGUGAUUAGGUUGUUUUUUUCCUAGCACUAAACUAGCCUAGCUACUGUUAGUACUCAGUCAGAUGCACAUGGUGCUUGAUGAUUGCUUGUAAGGAGCUGUUAUGCCUCUGUCGAAUGCUCCAAUUGAUCCUUCUGCUGUUAGACUUGUGAGUGUUUACAGAAAUUAGUGAACUAACCUGCCUUCAUUAUUAGUUGUAUAGACGGGACAUGUGAUUGUGAAUCUUGAUCCAGCGGCUCCUUUGGGAAUCACAGGUUAGGCAGUGAGCUGCCUUUUGCCAGCUAAAAAAAAAAAAAGUACUAGGCUUUCCUUGCACCUAAACUUUGUGUUCGUCAUGUUUCUUCGAACCUGUUUCUCACCUUUUUCUGACGAAACAAAACAUACUAUAUACUAUUACUGUUCCUUAUAAUUAUUGCUUUUUCCAUGUUAUGUGAAAUGUUUGUUGUGAGCCUGUUCUUUAUCACUUGUAAAGAGAUUUUCAGUGACCCUUCCUGGAUUGCCUGUUAGCUGUGAUACACUGUUUGUCCAUUGAAAGAAAUUCACCCUUAAAGCAAUUUAUUCAAUCGCAUUGAACUACUAUAAUGGCUCGUAAUGUAUUCCACUUCUUUAUAUGGUGUUAGGGGAAAGGUAGCUGCCAGCUUAUGGUUAACUAAACAUUUGGUUCUGGCGCAUUGGGCAGUGCCGUUUAGUGGUGUUAAAGUUAAGGGAAAAUGAAGAACAGGAAAAAUGAAAACUAGGCUCUCCAGUUGAAGGCUUGCAUUUCGCUACUAGAUGCUCAUGUGUGUCAAUAUCUAACUUAAGUUUUAACUUGAGUGUACCUGUGCAUUGAACAUUCUGUACUCUUGUUUCGGUAGCCUAGCUAAGUGUGCAUUUACCUUCACUUUGCGGUGUGUUUUUGGCUCUUUUGUGUUGAGAUGUGCAGUGUGUUUGAUGCACACCUGAGUAUGGAGGGGUUGGCACAUUUUGCUGAAGUACAGAAUUUAGUCGCAUGUAGCCUACACGGGCAUGGACCAUGAAUUGUGGGCAAGCCUACUCAUCAGUCAUAGUGCGAGUACAAAGUGGGACUGUAUUUCUAUUUUUACACUGGAGCAAUAAUGUGGAAAUAUAAAUUUUUUAACAGUUCAAUAUCUCUUGCAAAAGUGUAGAACAGUGGCUUGCGGGCAAAUAUUAUUCUGAAGUUUUAAAGCAUUAUUAGGCUAUAUAUGUGUUGACACGACGUAGUCUUAUGAAAACAAGUACGAUAAUGUAGUGGACACUUGUAAAGCCUCCCAAUUAAGCAUAUGAAUUUUUUUUUUUUGAGUUACACUCAAACUUUUUACAAACGUGUUUAGUUUUUUGGACACUCUCGUCCUUAGGCAUAUAUUUCAAUUUGGAUUAAGAUCUAGCGAUCUUAACAUGCAAGCAUGAGUCAUAGCAGUAGUGCAUACUGCUUGUUACGUUUCAAUUGUAAAUCUCUCCCUGUAGCCUUUUAUUUAAGUGCAAGAUCUGUCUGCAAUCUAUGUGGCUUAUUCAGUUUGUAUCUCGUAGUAUUAAGCGGCAGCCACUUGCGACAACCACAUGGAAUGCAUUUCUAGUGUGUCCUUGGUGCUGCGUCAUCGCCAUAGAGGGUGCCCACUUCCUGUGGCAUGAUAAUUACAUUAUUUAUCAAAGCCAAAGUAUCUAGAAAGGCAUAUUCGCUUUGACUGGUAAUUGCACGGGAAUACAUUUUAGCUAGUAUUAUGACACGCUGUGAAGUGGACGCACCUCGACGCUGGACAAUGUCACGCCUAAAAUGCAUCAGAAUUACAUUCCUUGUGUUUGCCACUGUAUCCUUUAAGAGAUAAGACACAUCAUAGAAUGUCGUGUGUUAUGAGAAAUUUCACUGUAUUUGGCCAGUCUGUAUAUAAUGCUGGGCGUGCGUGCUUUUUUUUUUUUUUUUCAAGCAAACAGUGCUGAAAGUAUUGAAAGAUAACCACCGGUAAUGGCUUCUGAGCAUGCUUUUGUUCUUAUUCCAUGUUGAGAUGGAGUGCUGUUUAGAUUGUGUUGUGUAUCACUUCAUUUAUACUAAGUGCAAUAUUAUUUGACUGUACAGUCUUCUUUUAUGUAAUUAGAGUAUUGCCUAAAGAAAACUUGGUGUGUGCAAGACUGCUUUGCUCUUGGAAUGUCAAGUGGUUGACAGGAGGUAUGAGAACUGAGGUGUUAUGGUUCAUAGCGUGCAUUCGUACGCAUAAUCUGCCCCUACAUGUCACCCAAACACAUGAGCUAUAAUUCUGUUAGUGUACCGGGUGUUUCAGCGAACACUUUCAAAAUUUUUUAAAGGUUGCCUGUGGCAGAUAGCACAAUUAUAGUUCAUGAGCUGGUCUUCUCGAAGAGGUGGACGUUACUUGCACAAAAAAUUGAAAUGCAACUCGACUAAUUAACAAAAAAUCUCUAAUUAAGUUAUAACUAAUUGGCUUAUAGCCCACAUUGCAGUUUACAAAUUCUAGCCGUGAAGUUCGCAAGGUGGAUCCACUUGGAAAGAAUUCUCAGGUUGACACCAGUUUCGAGAUAUUAAUUCCUAAACUUUGUGGAGAAAUGCAUUGGCGUUCCAGUUACUUCUGUGCUUCAAUGCAUAAAACCAUGUUUUGUUAAAAAAGUAACUGGAAUGCCAAUGCAUUUCACCGCAAAGUUCGGGAAUUAAUAUCUUGAAACUGGUGCCAUCCUGAGAAUUCAUUCGAAGUGGAUCUGCCUUUUAAACUCUGCGGCUAAAGUUUGUAAAUUGCAGUAUUGGCCAUAAGGUAAUUAGUUGAAAACUUCAUUAGAGAAUAUAUGUUAAUUAGUCGAUUAUGCAUUUUAAUUUUUUGUGCAAGUAAUGUCCGCCUCUUUGAGUAGACCAGCUCGUGAACUAGAAUUGUGCUAUCUGCCAUAGGCAACCUUAAAAAAAUUUUGAAAGUUCGCUGAAACACCCUGUAAACCCACAUGAAAAACCAUGUAAGACAAUAUUACAAACAGACACGUACCCAAACCCGCUAAACUCCACGUUCUCUAUCCUGACGUGAACCCCAGCGACACGUGCCCCUCGUGCGGAUACACGGCGACACUCGCACACAUGCUCUGGGAGUGCUGAAACGCUCAUCCCGACUCUACCUUGGACAACUGGGAGAAGUCUCUCAGAAGCUCGCUACUCGCCGACCAGCAAUGGGCCGUCAAGCAGGCCCACGAAGCGGCCGCCAGGUAUUCCCUGUCGGCCCCUACGUGGGAGACGCCCGCUAAGCGCGUCCUGC
Messenger RNA from Dermacentor silvarum, 4882 nucleotides. Its product is annotated as 1-acyl-sn-glycerol-3-phosphate acyltransferase delta. The coding region runs from base 102 to 1373 and encodes 423 amino acids. Lineage: Eukaryota; Metazoa; Arthropoda; Arachnida; Ixodida; Ixodidae. The transcript is spliced from 8 exons. Gene Ontology annotation, cellular component: endomembrane system. The record is from RefSeq and is a predicted model, not a curated record. Gene Ontology annotation, molecular function: 1-acylglycerol-3-phosphate O-acyltransferase activity.